Molecule: messenger RNA, 750 nt
Organism: Helianthus annuus (common sunflower)
Lineage: Eukaryota; Viridiplantae; Streptophyta; Magnoliopsida; Asterales; Asteraceae
Exons: 3
Coding region: 141-554 (137 amino acids)
Molecular function (GO): DNA binding
Source: RefSeq, a predicted model, not a curated record
GGUAUACGUAGCAAUGAUGCUUAUCUCUUUCUCUAUUACCCACUUCAUUAUAUUACACCAAACUUCACACACAUACACAUUAAAAUCUUCAAGAUCGGCAUUGAAAUUAUCAUCGGAGAAAGAAAAAUCACCAACAGACAAUGGCGCGUUCUUCAACUGAGCGAAAUACACAAAAUAAAAAAAAGGAAGUCAUAGUGGUAACAGAUUCGGACUCGGAAGAAUCUUUCACUUCGGAAGAAUUCGACUGGAACGCACCAGAACCAAAUCUCAUUUUCAUGCCCUCCUCUUGUUCACGUUUUCGGAUACCAGUUAAGGUCGCAAGAGCCAUGGGAAUCGAUAGAUGCGGAAAGGUGACCAUUGAAAACAUGCGUGGUGUGGAAACAAAUCUGAACGUCUCGGCUGAACCAAAACGAUCAAAAAAGAAAAAUCGGUUUACUGUUUUGGGAUGGCCAGCAUGGGUUCGUGAAAACAACAUCAAGAUGGGUUAUCUUUGCGUUUUAGAGUGGUAUGACGAUAUGCCUGCACUCUUUGUUAGGGAUGUAAUCGAAGAAUAAUUGGGUUAGUACCAUAGAUCGCCACCGUUCAACCAGUUUGUAUGGUAAUUUUGUCUAACUAACGGUGUUGGCAGUAGGUAUAUAAGUUUGUAGGAAAUGUUGUUUGGGAAACUGUUACAAUGUUUUGUUUAUGUUAGCUGUUGGAAACAACUAAAUAAUAUUUUGGCCUAUGUUAUAUGUUUAAAUAUUUUGAUAC